CCUGGCAGCGGAGAGCGCCUGAGGUCCCCUGGCCAUGCUUCACUGGGUUAUCACAGCUGUACUCCUACCCGGGGUGUUCACUCUCUCCCCCGUGGGACGGGAAUUCGUGGGAAAAUGUCUCUACUAUCAAUCUACCAUUAACCCGCAGCCUUUUACUGACGAUAAAAUAAAUUGUUCUUCGCUGUGGGAAAGCUUCCGUGAUGCCGUUGCCUUCCAGUCUCCCUGUCACGUGGAUAGUCGGAGGUUUGACAAGUUCUGUAACUCGAGUCAGCAUCACUUGCCAAAGAACAAGUUUGUGUUUUGGGAAAGAGUGUACGAGACAGUAAUGAGGUACAGCAACAGAGGAAAACGAACGUUCUCCAUCUCUGACACCCUUACAGGUUUCCUUGGGGACACAAAAUUUUGCGGAAGUAACAGUUCGUCUGACGGAGUAGAACAGGACCGCAGUAAAUGUCCUGGUUACGAGCAGACACCGGAGUGUCCCUGGUCCGCUGAAGCCGCUUUCUGGUCAGCUGCCUCUGAACAUUACUCAAGAUCAGCCCAUGGUGAGGUGGAAAUCAUGCUGAAUGCUGCGUCAAAUCCUUUUUUUACCAAUGAGUCAUAUUUCAUUCGAUUUGAGUUACCCAAUCUUAAGAGCCCCAGAGUGACUUCUGCCCAUAUUCUGUUAGCCCUUAAUUCUGCCUUGCCUCCGAGGGAAACUUGUUCGGGACCAUCGGUGGAAUUUCUAAGAAGAAGAUUAUCUGCAAAUGGUGUCACAAAUGUAACUUGUACAAUUAAUCCAAGCCCCCUGAGGUUUCAGUUGUGUUCCGAGAGUCCGACAUUGCCAUUUUGUUCUCUAGAUUGUGACACUAAUGGCGCCUCACUCAUUUACCACCAACAAGUUUACCAUGGUAACAAAUAG
Saccostrea cuccullata (small rock oyster) is the source of this 901-nucleotide messenger RNA. Its product is annotated as ADP-ribosyl cyclase/cyclic ADP-ribose hydrolase-like. The record is from RefSeq and is a predicted model, not a curated record. Gene Ontology annotation, molecular function: NAD+ nucleosidase activity; phosphorus-oxygen lyase activity. Gene Ontology annotation, cellular component: plasma membrane. NCBI's taxonomy places the organism in Eukaryota, Metazoa, Mollusca, Bivalvia, Ostreida, Ostreidae. Bases 35 to 901 code for a protein of 288 amino acids. The transcript is spliced from 9 exons. Gene Ontology annotation, biological process: positive regulation of B cell proliferation.